Messenger RNA from Tachysurus vachellii, 694 nucleotides. It is a transcript of the gene arl2bp, whose product is annotated as ADP-ribosylation factor-like 2 binding protein. The transcript has 7 exons. Gene Ontology annotation, biological process: maintenance of protein location in nucleus; positive regulation of tyrosine phosphorylation of STAT protein. NCBI's taxonomy places the organism in Eukaryota, Metazoa, Chordata, Actinopteri, Siluriformes, Bagridae. Gene Ontology annotation, cellular component: mitochondrial intermembrane space. The coding region runs from base 91 to 642 and encodes 183 amino acids. The record is from RefSeq and is a predicted model, not a curated record.
CCGGAAAGAUUUAAUGGCGGACUGUAUUUUCGCGUUGCCUUGGCAGCCGGAAACGAACUGGCUGUAUUUGUCGUUGUAUGCUCUCUAGUAAUGACGGACAUUCAGGAGACAGGUCUGCUCAAUAGAGAGGAGAAUAUUGUUGAGAUGAUAGACUUGGAUGAGGAAGAAUUUGCUGUUUCAAAAUCAUCAGGGGCAGAUGCAUUGUUUGAUACUGUCAUUGGGAACAUUGAGGAUAUCAUAAUGGAUGAUGACUUCCAGAACCUUCAGCGGUCCUUCAUGGAGAAGUAUUACCUGGAGUUUGAGGACACAGAGGAGAAUAAACUCAUUUAUACGCCAAUUUUUAAUGAAUAUAUUGAGCUCUUGGAGAAGUAUCUGGAGCAGCAAUUGAUCGAGCGGAUUCCUGGGUUUAACAUGAACGACUUUACUCAUUCACUUAAUCAACACAGAGAAGAAGUCUCAGGGGAUAUAUUUGACAUGCUGCUCACCUUUACAGAUUUCAUGGCUUUUAAAGAGAUGUUUCUUGACUACAGAGCCGAGCGAGAAGGAAGAGGGCUGGACCUCAGCACUGGCCUGGUGGUGAGGUCACUAAGAUCAUCCACUUCCACAGCAAUCACUUCCGCACCAGGAUCAGACUCUUUUUAAACCAAGAAUCACUUCAGUCUCUUACACACACACACACACACACACACACACA